UCAUUAAUCGUUUGAUGAUAAUUCAAAUUCAUUAUUCAUCAUCAAAACAUUAUUUGCAAUUUCCAUCAAAAAUUCAUUGCAAUCAUGGUCAUCAUCAUCAUCAUAAUGCUAAUGAUGAUGACCAUCACAACAAUGGUAAAUGCUCAACAAGAAUCGUCAACAACAGUAUUGAAUAAUCAAUCUGAACAAUCAACAACAUUGGCCAGAAUGAUUCUUCAACGAAUAAAACAUGACAUAACCGACAACAAGACAUUCAGCCAAACAGCCAAUGUUUUCGAAUAUCAAAAUUGUAUAAAUGAUAAUGAUUGUAAUGAUAAUCAUCAGGAUAAUCGAUCAAUUAUCUCAACAACAACAACAACAACAACAAUAUUGCCUUCGACCUUUAAAUUUGAAUGCCAUGAAGGUUUUUGUCGUCGUCAGAAUCAAUCAUUCAAUAUCAAUGAUGAGCAGGAAUCAUCAACGACAACGUCGACGACGACGACGACGACGACAAAUAGAAACAGAUCGGGAAAUCAUAUGAUUUUAAUAUUGAUCAUAAUGGCCAUCAUGUUUUUCGGUAUGUGUAUGGCAAUGAAUCUAUUCAGUCGAGCACGUUUUAAAGAACGACGUGGAAUAUUUUCAAAUCCACGUUUGUUAAAAGUUGCCACACAUAAUUCAUCCACAUCAUCAUCAUCGCAAAAACAAGAACAUCUUGAUCAUAAAAAAAUUACAAAUUCAAAUCGAAAACAUCAUCGUUUACGUUUAUUACAUGAUUCAAAAUUUCGUAAUAAACAUCAUCAUCGAAAUAGUCGACAUGAUCGAACUCGUCGUCAUAAUAAUGGUGAUGAUUGUAAUGAUAGUGAUCAACAAAAUGAUGAACAGCAAAAAAUUACCACAAUCGAUAUGGAUAUCGAUAUGAAUGUUUUACCGUCAGAUAAUCAUCAUAAUAUGUAAUUUUG
Dermatophagoides pteronyssinus (European house dust mite) is the source of this 938-nucleotide messenger RNA. It is a transcript of the gene jus, whose product is annotated as EB domain-containing julius seizure protein. The record is from RefSeq and is a predicted model, not a curated record. Lineage: Eukaryota; Metazoa; Arthropoda; Arachnida; Sarcoptiformes; Pyroglyphidae.